Molecule: messenger RNA, 1067 nt
Organism: Selaginella moellendorffii
Lineage: Eukaryota; Viridiplantae; Streptophyta; Lycopodiopsida; Selaginellales; Selaginellaceae
Exons: 5
Coding region: 1-927 (308 amino acids)
Source: RefSeq, a predicted model, not a curated record
AUGGAUGGAAUCAAACACCGUACGUGCCUCGUCGACGCGGCCGCACCUCCCGUACAGAAGAACGAGCUGGCUCGCCAGGCCCUUGUGGUCUCUGUACUCGCUUUGCGAGAUCCACUCGUGAAUACUUUUGCCGAGGGUGGAGUGUCUUUAUCCUCCUUGGCGCGAUUCGAACCCCAGACCUCUUUAGCAGUGUCGGUUGUGGCCGUCCACGUGUUACAUCCAUCGGAGGUUUGCGUCAAACGCGAGAUUAUCGAAGCCCGAGGAGGAGCGCACGAAGACGCGCCGCGCCCUAGCUGCGAUCCUUGGUCUGGCGCUUCAAUCCACACUGGUAGCGAGAUCAUGGGGUCUGCUUAUGGCGCCUCGUAUUUUGUGAUCUUGGCGACGCUGGUGUUUGACAUCAUUGCUUUUGGGCUGGCGAUUGGAGCGGAGUCGCGGAGAAAUCACGUCACGAUUGAGACGGACGUGAGUGAUUCCUAUACUACUUGCCGGUACAGCAAGGACAUUGCCACUGGUCUCGGCAUUGGAGCGUUCCUGUUCUUGCUCUUGGGUCAGCUUAUCAUCACUGGUGUCACUCGCUGCCUGUGUUGCUCCUCGCCACUUCGUCCUGGGGGAUCCAGAGUUGCCGCGGUCGUGUUCUUCAUCCUUUCCUGGUUCACUUUCGUGGUCGCCGAGCUCUGCCUCUUGGCCGGAUCGACACGAGCAGCGUACCGCACGCGCUCUCGCGGCUACCAGGGCGCGUUCGAUCUAGACUGCAAGACGCUGAGGAAGGGAGUCUUCUCCGCCGGCGCCGCGUUCACCUUCUUCACGCUGCUCCUGAGCGAAGGCUACUACUUGUGCUUCGUCAAAUCCCAGGAAAACGCAUGGCAGACUUACAACACUGGCGGAGGCCCCGGCGUGGGCAUGACGCCAUAUCCAAGACCAUACUAAAAGACGAAGAAGAUGGAUGAUUUUCCAUUCCAGUGGAAAGACGAGGGGCAUUUUGCUAGCUAGUAUAGAGAUAUAGUCCUUGAAUCAAUCAUUGGUUUGCACCUUAAUAUCAGUAUCAAUACUGUUAUUUCUAGAAACCA